AUGCUACCGCCAGUUUUACAUAGAGGACCUUUAACAAUAAGUAAUCCGACAAGAGAUUCAGAAGCUGAGUUUACUAUGAUUGGUCAUCGUUUUGAAAAUGCGAAAGACUUUAAGGAUGCAUUGUGUGACUUAGCCGUCAAACGCAAUUUCAACUUUCGGUUCAUAAAGAAUGAUAAAGAUAGAGUGACUGUGACAUGUGCUGAUGAAGAUUGUCAAUGGCGUGUUCAUGCCUCAAGAGAUGGAAACCUUCCUACAUUCAGGAUUAAAACAACACAACAUGAACACAAAUGCGGUGGGGGCAUCAACGCACCAUUUCACCCGAGAGCAUCAAAGAAAUGGGUUAGUAGGAAGGUAGUGAUGAAAUUACGUGAUCGGCCUCUGUAUCGAGCAGUGGAUAUACAACGAGAUAUAUUACGUGACCACGGUGUUCGUCUGCCGUAUAAACAAGCCUGGAUGGGUAAAGAGUUAGCAAAGGGAAUUCUUCAUCGUAGUGAUAUAGCAAGCUAUGAUCUGUUGGUAUGGUAUGCAGCAAAAGUUUCUGAAACUAACCCAGGUAGCGUCGUUAUUAUUGACACUGAUGGAGAACGAUUCAAGCGUGGGUUUUUCUGUUUUCGUGCUUCUCUUGAUGGUUUCAAGCGGGGUUGUAGGCCUAUGCUUUUUCUAGAUGGAACUCACUUGUUGGGCAAAUAUGGCGGUAUCCUUCUUGGUGCAACAGCUAAAGAUGGAAAUGAAAGAUUUUUUCAUUUGGCGUUUGCUAUCGUGGAUAAUGAAACUGAUGAUAACUGGACAUGGUUUACAUCAACUUUGGGUGAUGCAAUAUACGGUGAUGACGACUACACCAACAUAAUCAUAUUCAUCUCGGAUCGGUCGAAAGGACUUGUAAAUGCCAUUGCGAAGGUUUUUCCUUCAUCCCCGCAUGCUUAUUGCUUGCGACAUCUACAUGCAAAUUUUCUUAAAUCAAAUGGGCAGCUAGGAAAGUCAUUAAAAGAUGAGUGCUGGAGUUUGAUUAUGAAGAUUGCAUAUGCGUGUACGUCUUUCGAAUAUGAUGAAGCUGUUUACGGAAUACCAUGUAAGCAUGCUUGCGCAGCGAUUAUGCAAACUGAUACAAAUAUACAUCGCUUCAUUGAACUAUACUACACUGUCGAAUCCUACAAGUUGACAUACAAAGAAUCGAUAUUCCCUGUACCAGAUCAUGACAAACCGUUGGAUGAAUCUCGCCAACUCCGUAUUCGACCACCUAUCUCAAAGAAAAGGCCUGGUCGUCCGAGGCGCAAGCGGAUUGAGUCACAAGCAUGGCAUGCAUUUGACUUUUUCGAAAGACAAUCAUUAGGCAGUGCUAAAGUGCUCGCAUUAAUCUCUGGGAUGGGUGACGUGGUUAUUGGCUGUUGA
Dioscorea cayenensis subsp. rotundata (Guinea yam) is the source of this 1389-nucleotide messenger RNA. RefSeq lists its product as uncharacterized. The transcript is spliced from 3 exons. The record is from RefSeq and is a predicted model, not a curated record. Bases 1 to 1389 code for a protein of 462 amino acids. Lineage: Eukaryota; Viridiplantae; Streptophyta; Magnoliopsida; Dioscoreales; Dioscoreaceae.